This is a messenger RNA of Dentiscutata erythropus, 1345 nucleotides long. The record is from the annotation of a GenBank genome assembly. NCBI's taxonomy places the organism in Eukaryota, Fungi, Glomeromycota, Glomeromycetes, Diversisporales, Gigasporaceae.
ACUUUGGUGUCAACGUGUUGUUAGUUUAUUAUGGCGUGCUCCUUUCUCCAUUCGGUUUGAAGAUUAUUUCUGGAAUGGAAUCGAUAUAUCUAUUACUACUGCAAAUCCUCUAUUUAAUUAUCCUUCAUAUUUAAAGAUAUUCGAUAAUUGGGGUUUGGAUGUAUCCGUUAAAAAUUGGUUCUUUCAUUCAAAAGAUAAGAAUCGUUUAAUUAUUGAGGCCGAUAAAAAAAGUUUACUUUCAGAAACUUUAUGCAAAUUAUUUUUUCGUCAAGAUUUAGAUUUUACACAAUUAACUCUUUGGAGAAAACCUUCUAUCUCUGACAUUCCAUCCCCUUCUAUCUUUACUCUUCAUUCUAAUCUAUUAUCUAAAUUGCGUGUACUUCACCUUAAUUUUGCUUAUACUACAGAAUCUGGUCGUUUCAAGAAUAUGGUUACCCUUGUUGCAACUUUACCUAAUUUAUGUAAAAAUCUUAGAGAAUUAGAUAUUCGUCUACAAGUUAUGGAUCUACAACUUGUGAAUCUUAUACAAUCACAAUCUAAUUUACAAUAUUUUAGAUUAGAUUGUUCUGGUCAUAUUGCACCUGCCAUAUCAGCCUUACAAUAUCAAUCCGAUUCAUUGAUUCGCGUAGAGUUUUCACACGUCCAAUUUAGUGGUAUUGCACUUGAUGCUUUAGUAUCUUGUAAAAAUAUACAUUUUUUAUCUUUCAUUAAUUGUAAAGGAUUGACAUCAUUUACUUGGAUGCCUUUGAAGAAAGCUGAGUUCAAACUUCAAAUUUUACUUGUUAGAAAAUGCGAAACAACACAAGAAUUUUUGGAAUCAGCAAUUGAAACAGCCAAUGGUAAUUUAAAUGAACUAUUCAUGAGUGAUUCAUCCCCAAAAAUAUUAGAUUCCAUUUCAAAAUUUUGUCCAAACAUUAAAACUUUCGAAAUUGAUAUCAAACAAUCUUCCGCUACUCAUUUCUUGACUUUAUUAUCAAAAUUGGUUCUAUUGGAACGUUUAUCUGUAACUUUAUUAAUUUAUGAUGCGAGUAAUUUCUUAUCAUUAUUGCCUAAUGUUCUUCCUACUACUUUAAUUAACCUUAAAUUAGCCUUCCAAAAUACACCUUGGAAUUUAGAAUCUUUUCUUAAAAAAUGUCGAGCUCCUAUACAAACUUUGAGUGUAUUCGGUAUAUUGGGUGUAGAUAAUGAACAAGUUGAUUUUAUUACUCAAUAUGCAAAGGAAAGUGAAACUCUUAAAAAAGUUUUAAUUAAUGAUCGAUUGGGAAGAAGGUUGGUUUUUCACAAAUAUUCUGAAGUUUGGACAACUUGGCCAUUAUAUCCUGGCGAUAGAAAUGACUUAAUAUAA